This is a messenger RNA of Phanerochaete carnosa HHB-10118-sp, 2874 nucleotides long. RefSeq lists its product as uncharacterized. Gene Ontology annotation, biological process: L-histidine biosynthetic process. The record is from RefSeq and is a predicted model, not a curated record. Bases 29 to 2581 code for a protein of 850 amino acids. Gene Ontology annotation, molecular function: phosphoribosyl-ATP diphosphatase activity; NAD binding; phosphoribosyl-AMP cyclohydrolase activity. Gene Ontology annotation, cellular component: cytoplasm. The transcript has 3 exons. NCBI's taxonomy places the organism in Eukaryota, Fungi, Basidiomycota, Agaricomycetes, Polyporales, Phanerochaetaceae.
CCACAUCCACUGUCUCAUCGCCAUCGCGAUGUCGGUUUUUUUGCCCCUCCUCGAUGGCCAGGUCGAUGAGGCCUUUCUAGCCGUCCUGCAAAGGAUUGGCCCUGUCAUCACACCCGUCCUCGGCUCUUAUCAUGUUUCUGGAGAUGUAUCCCGCUACAUCCUACUUGAUCAUAACACCUCGCUCAACCUCGAUGAAAUCAUUCAGACACUCGAUCAAGGUGCAGAAAAAGUCAUCGUGCCACUGGCAUGGGCGAAGGAGGUUGUGGGAGUUCUCCCUGCCAGCAGAGUUUUACUCCUGCUCGACGUGAACAAUGUCAGCGCAGUCUCCGAGACGGUGCGCGAUGGAGUCUCGGGAGUGCUAAUCAAGACCCCAGCUCUGGAUACGGACUUCAUUGCCUCGAUAUCGCGAUUUUUCAAGGGCCAGGACAUCCAUGUCUUUCCCGUCGACUCUGGCGCACCGCUUUCGCCUGCGAAGGUCCGCGAGCUCAGGCAGGCCGGUGCCAUCCCGGUCAUCCCUUCCUCACAGCUCACCCUUUCGGAGGGGACUGUCGGCCAGAUCAACAUCGCCGAUGCUUUCACUGCUCCCCUGGUUUCAGACCGCCCCGAUGGCCUGUACCCGACCGUGGUCACAGAAGACGGCCGUUCGCUCGGUCUAGUCUAUUCCUCGGUAGCUUCUGUCAGGGAAAGCAUCCUUACCGGCAACGGAGUAUACCAGUCUCGCAAGCACGGCCUUUGGAGGAAAGGCGAGACCUCCGGCGCAAUCCAGGACAUUCGCUCUAUCAAGGUCGACUGUGACCUCGACUCUAUUGAGUUUGACGUCGUGCAGCACGGAGUCGGAUUCUGCCACCUAAAUCGCGCUUCGUGUUUCGGUCACCAGAAGGGCCUCCCCCUGCUCGAGCGCACCCUGCAGUCUCGCCUUGCCUCAGCACCGGAAGGCUCGUACACAAAAAGACUGUUCAAUGACUCCGCUCUUCUUCGCGCCAAGAUCAUGGAGGAGGCGGACGAGUUGUGUAGAGCUGAAACGAAGGAAGAUGUCGCUUUCGAGGCAGCCGAUCUUAUCUACUUCGCACUCACGAAAUGCGCCGCUGCCGGUGUCUCUAUCGCGGAUAUCGAGCGUUCUCUCGACCAGAAGGCGAAGAAAAUCACCCGCAGGCCUGGAAAUGCCAAGCCCCAGUGGGCCAGUGCUGAAACAUCGUCUUCCAAGGCCAACAGCUCUGCGCCGGCUCCUGCCUCUGCGCCGAAGCCCAAUCCGGAUGCACCCAUUCGUAUGCGAACACAUGUCCUCAGCGAUUGUACUCCCGCUGAGAGGGCUAAGCUCCUCAAACGACCUGUGCUCAACUCCGAUGCAAUGAUCACCCAGGUCCGACCUAUCGUUGACGCAGUUCGCACGGGUGGUGACACUGCGCUUAUGAAGCUUGUCGCACAGUUCGACAGAUGCACGGUACUGAAGGAUACACCGAUCCUUCGUGCGCCCUUCCCCGAGCUAUCGGACCCGGAGCUCGAUCCCGAAGUUCGUAAGGCUAUCGACGUUGCCUACGCCAACGUCCGUGCAUUCCACGCCGCUCAGGCCGAUUCGACCACCUUAAAGGUCGAGACGAUGCCCGGUGUAGUCUGCAGUCGCUUCGCUCGUCCCAUCGCUCGCGUGGGACUCUACGUCCCGGGCGGCACUGCCAUUCUCCCGUCGACUGCUCUCAUGCUCGGUAUCCCCGCGCAAGUCGCAGGGUGCAAGGAGAUCGUGCUUGCGACACCGCCGCGCGCUGACGGAAGCAUUAGUCCGGAGGUCAUGUACUGUGCGAAGCUCGUCGGUGCGAGUGCGAUCUUGAGGGCUGGGGGUGCACAGGCGGUCGCCGCAUUGGCAUACGGCACGGAGACUGUGCCGAAAGUCGACAAGAUCUUCGGUCCUGGCAACCAGUGGGUCACUGCGGCGAAGAUGCUCGUGCAGAACGACACUGAUGCCCUUGUCUCGAUCGACAUGCCUGCUGGCCCGUCCGAGGUUCUCGUCAUUGCUGAUGAGACAUGCAACCCUGCCUUCGUUGCUUCCGACCUGCUCUCCCAAGCCGAGCACGGCGUUGAUUCGCAGGUCGUUCUCGUCAGCGUGAACCUGCCCGAGAGCACGAUUUCGCAAAUCGAGGCCGAGGUUGAUGCGCAGGCCCGUGCCCUGCCUCGUGUCGACAUCAUGCGCGAGUCAAUUCCGAAGAGCAUUAUCGUAAAGACGACGAGUGUUCAGGAAGCCUUUGCCUUCUCGAAUGAUUAUGCACCCGAGCACCUCAUCUUGCACCUCCAGGAUGCGCCCAGCACGGUCUCGCUUGUGCAAAACGCGGGAAGCGUGUUUGUUGGUCCCUACUCGCCUGAGAGUUGCGGUGACUACGCUUCGGGUACCAAUCACACGCUCCCGACGAACGGCUACGCGCGCCAAUUCAGCGGUGUAAACACGCAGUCGUUCCAAAAGCAUAUCACGUCGCAAGAAAUUACUGUCGAUGGCCUCAAGAAUGUCGGACCUGUAGUAGCGACUCUCGCGGACUGCGAAGGCCUCGGAGCUCACGCAAACGCUGUCCGGAUUCGUCUUCGCUCUAUGCAAUAGCCAAUAUAGAUGCGAAAAAGAAAGUUGUAACUCAUCUGUAGCAGUAUCUCAAUAAAUGUAAAAAUUUUGCUCAGCUUGAAUACUGAUCGUCGAACGCAAUUAGUCUGAUCUACGGAGCUGCUGUCAAUAAUAAAUACAAACUCUGAGGUAAGAUGUCGGGAGUUAAGGUCUGUGUAUGCAUGAAUACGGUGCUUGACUAUAUCAUCUAGCAGAGAAAUGGCAACAAGAUCGGAGCACAAGGGUAACUGGGGGAUAAGGAAGGGGUGGCAACUAAACACCCAACCUAAUGGCGC